Molecule: messenger RNA, 1683 nt
Organism: Sabethes cyaneus
Lineage: Eukaryota; Metazoa; Arthropoda; Insecta; Diptera; Culicidae
Exons: 2
Coding region: 1-1683 (560 amino acids)
Biological process (GO): DNA integration
Molecular function (GO): nucleic acid binding
Source: RefSeq, a predicted model, not a curated record
AUGGAAUGGAGAUAUGUGAGCACGAACGAAAACCCUGCUGAUCUUGUAUCGCGUGGGCUGUUGCCCAGCGAAAUCCGAACAUGCACACUUUGGUGGUUCGGUCCAACAUUUCUGACCAAAUACGAAACGAGCUGGCCUGCAAACCCUUCACAAUUAUUGGCAGAUCAACUCCCAGAAACAAAAAAUUCUGCAGUCAUCGAGUCGGCCGAUAAAUUCAUCCUUUUCGUCAGGCAGAGCAGUUACCGACGAAUGCAGCGUGUCAUGGCAUAUGUUCUACGGUUCAUUAGCCAUAUCCAGCAAGAUAGCCGUAGACAACAUCGUUAUGGGCAUCUGACCAUCCAAGAACUGGAAGACGCAACGAAGGCAUUGACCAGCAUCGUCCAGAGAGAGGCGUUCCCGAAAGACUUCCGGCGUCUCGAAUUUGGUCAGAUAAUACACAAACAAAGUAAACUAAUCUCCUAUGCUGUGUUCCUAGAUAAAUCGAGUUUUGCCGUCAUGCGUGUUGGCGGAAGGAGUCGCAAUGCUUCAUGGAUGCCGAAGGACCAAAGGCACCCUAUGAUAUUGCCUUCUGAUCAUCCAUUUACGCACGCCGUAGUUAGAUCAUAUCACCUCGAAUUACUACACGCUCCACAGCAACUGUUACUCAGCGCGCUGCAUCGAAAAUUCUGGUUGGUGCACGGACGCAGCACUAUACGCUGGGUCAUCCGAAGGUGUGUCGCUUGCUUUAGGGCAAAGCCGGCGACUAUGCAACAAAUGAUGGGAGAUUUACCAGCAUCACGCCUGGAGGGUGGCUACGCUUUCCGAAAUACCGGAGUGGAUUUUUGCGGUCCAAUCUACAUCCGUCAACAAAAUAAGAGGUCAACUGUCAUCUACAAGGCGUACGUGGCAGUCUUCGUUUGUUUUGCUACAGAGGCAAUUCAUUUGGAGCUCGUGUCUAAUUUAACGGUGGACGCGUUCAUAGCCGCCUUGCACCGUUUUACGUCACGCAGAGGUAAAUGUAAGAAGCUAUUUUCCGAUAACGGUCUGAAUUUCGUUGGCAGCAAGCUGGACACUUUCUGUUCAAAGGAAGCCAUCGAAUGGCAUUUGAUUCCGCCUAACGCCCCACAUUUUGGUGGAUUGUGGGAGGCUGGAGUGCGAUCUGCAAAAUAUCACCUCAAGCGCAUUACCGGGACUGCUAACCUGAACUACGAGGAAUAUACAACCGUUCUCACGCGCAUAGAAGCUGUUUUAAAUUCGAGGCCCAUUACACCGAUGUCAGUGGACCCUAACGAUAUCAAGCCUCUCACUCCUGGCCACUUCCUAGUUGGAGGCCCAUUGACCGACAUUGCUGAACCCAACGUCCUCGAUCACAAAGAAUCAACACUUUCCCGGUGGCAACGACAAACGCAGAUGGUACAACACUUUUGGCGUCGUUGGUCCAACGACUACAUUACGACAUUGCAGAACCGGAAUAAAUGGCACGAACGUUUCCCGGUGAAUCAGGAUCAAAUGGUGAUUGUUCGCGAAGACAAUCUUCCUACAAUGCAGUGGAAGCUUGGAAGAAUUAUUAACGUCAUUCCAGGCCCGGACGGUCUGGUACGAGUUGUCGAUGUCCGAGUAGGCAACAAGGUGUAUCGACGUCCGAUCACUAAGUUAUGUUUACUACCAAUCCAAGACAACUUUUCUUCAGCUAGCAACUAUUGA